Dendronephthya gigantea is the source of this 1743-nucleotide messenger RNA. RefSeq lists its product as uncharacterized. Bases 497 to 1486 code for a protein of 329 amino acids. NCBI's taxonomy places the organism in Eukaryota, Metazoa, Cnidaria, Anthozoa, Malacalcyonacea, Nephtheidae. Gene Ontology annotation, biological process: protein homooligomerization. The record is from RefSeq and is a predicted model, not a curated record. The transcript has a single exon.
AUUAGAAUUACACAAAUAUAAUAAUAAAAUAAUUCCAUUGCACAACUGUGUAACUUCGAUCAACAUGAGGUCACAUAUCAUGCUGUCGCGUGAAAUCAAUCUCCAAGUGCGAUGUCCAGAAAAUGCUUUUUUCUUAUUAACCAUCAAAGAAUUUAACUCUAACUAAAAUAAAAAGAAGUGGAUGGUAUAUUUAGCCGAAAAUAUAGCGACGAUCCUAUUGUUGUGUACGAAAUAUAAUACCUAACUAUCCUAAAUUUGUCUGGUGAUGUUUACCUGUGGUAUUGCACCAAUCAGGUGUCGGUUAAUUGUGUCGGUAUUUUGCAUAACAAGAAACCGGAUAACAUAUAAUUUUAAUAUUUAACAAAAGGCCAUACUCAGAAAACCACUUCCUUGUGCGAACAUAAGAUAGAAGAGCAAAAUCAUCGCAUUUUACGAAGAGGGAACAGCGCCUCUAUAUAGCAAACCAUUCCAAAAGUCAUUCCAAAACAUCCAUAAGAUGAGCUCUGACGAUUUACAGACAAAGUACGGCGAUUUGGUAAAGCGUCUCAUUAAAGAAGAAUUUCACGACGUCAUCGAAAGCAGACAAGCAGAAUUGAGGGUUGAAAUCGAAGCGUACAACGCUGAAAAGCCACGAAUGAGCGCUGUUGUGAUCCGCGAUGAUGAUAUCAUAGAAUUACACGUCGGUGCAGAUAAAUUUACCACAACAAAAUCGACUCUGUGCCAAGUUAAAGAUUCCUUACUCGCCUCAAUGUUUAGCGGUCGUUGGGAAGAGAGCGUACGUCGAGAUAAAAAGGGCAAUAUCUUCUUUGAUUACAAUCCCAAAUAUUUUGGUUUGAUUUUGGAUUAUCUUCGGGCAAAGAAAAUUGCUAGCCCGGAGAAUCCAGCACCAAUGCCGGAUGUCCCGAAUGAUGAACUUCAAAAUUUCAAAAAUUUUGUCGGGUUUCUGGGCCUAAGUGGGGAAAUUGUUCCGACCAUAACUGUGCCAGUAGAAAAGUUUGAAUUACGCAGCCCAGGAGUUACGCUUCAAGAAGACGGGAGAGUCGCUGUUAACGAUACAAGUGGUCAGUAUAAAUAUGCUUUAGGUAAAAAUGCCUAUCAACAAGGGAUUGUGAACUUCAAGUUAAAUUUAGAGUUAUUUCAAAAUAACAAUUGGAUCUUCAUUGGUAUGUUGAGAACAGAUGUUUUACCUCAAUAUCAAAGUGAUAAUUCAUUUAAAUGGCCUGGUGGUAAUGGAUGGGCACUUGGGGCAAAUGGUUAUGCAUAUGCAGGCGGAGUUGCUUCAAAUGAUUCUUCUUUAAAUGGUUUAUCUAAACAAGGUGACACAGUGCAUGUUGUCCUAAAUUGUGACGAAGGUAAACUAUCACUGCACUUGCCCAGUGGUCAUCAGGUUCACAUUGAAAUACCCAAAUCUCAAUCCUGGAGACUUCAUGUUAAUAUGUACGGUGCAAACGACAAAAUCCGCAUCGUCGAAGUCGUGCAAGAAUGAAGAAUUCGAAAAGUACAGUCUUAAUUUCAUAGUUGUGUGAUUCAACCUAAUCAUAUAGUAAGAAAUAACUCAGUCUUGUCACAUUGCUGAGCUAUAAUAGUUCAAAUGCAUGAACAACUUAAUCUAGUUGAAUAAUUAUGUGCAUUCUUAGUAAUUAACAUAUAUAUCAUGUGAAUUCUUGGGCUUAAAGGGUCUUAAUUAAGUUCGAGUGGAAUUAUACACACACUCAAAUUCAAGCCAGGAACAGUUGAAGGAAA